GGAAUUCUGGGCGGUUUUUGAUGGACAGUUGGGUCCAGCCAGUCAGUGGUUACGGGCCGACAUGUUGAAGAUAUUUCUGUGAUCGUAUGCGGUAGGUCUAACGCGUGAUUUUUCAUGCGUCUUUUGUGCGUGUUCAAUAUAUAAGAAGUGUUUUUGGAUUGCGACGCUACAUGUGAAGUGAAACAAGCCUGCUUGUGCCUGGUUUACCCGGCCCAGCAAACAUGAGCUGGGGUACAGAGCUCUGGGACCAGUACGAGAAUCUAUCCCUGCAUACGCAAAAAGGGAUAGAGUUCCUCGAAAGGUACGGCCAUUUCAUUCGCGAUCGAUGCGCCAUCGAGGUGGAAUAUGCGGCUAAACUCAGACGUCUUGUGAAGAGCUAUCAACCUAAGAAGAAAGAGGAGGAGGAUUAUCAAUACAGUCCAUGUCGAGCGUUCAAGAUGGAGUUGAAUGAGGUAAACGAUCAGGCAGGACAGAGGGAGGUGAUCGCGGAGAAUUUGCAAGCAAACGUACUAAGGGAAUUGAAUAUUCUCGUGAAGGAUUUUAAGGAGGAUCGUAAAAAACAUCUGCAAGAAGGGGCCAGAUUAAUGGCAAAUCUGACCGGUCAAAUUGGAAAUUUGGAGCGUGCUAGGAAAGCGUACGAAAAAGCUUUUCGUGAGGCGGAAAGAGCAGUUGAGAAUUAUCAGAGAGCAGAUGCUGAUUUGAAUCUUUCAAGAGCGGAAGUCGAGAAGCAGAGGAUGAAUAUGACUUUAAAAACUCAGCAGAGUGAGGAAGCCAAGACAGAAUAUGCGAAUCAAUUGCAGAAAACAAACGACAUGCAAACAUUGCAUUAUCACACGGCUAUGCCAGAAGUGUUUCAACAUCUUCAAGAGCUUGAUGAAAAGAGAAUAAAAAAUAUGCGAAACUAUAUGCUAAAGUCUGUGGAAAUAGAACGAGCAGUGGCGCCGAUAAUCGCUCAAUGUUUAGACGGUAUUGAAAAAGCAGCAAACGAGAUCAAUGAGAAAAAAGACACAUUAUUGGUAAUCGAACGUUACAAAAGCGGUUUCCAACCUCCAGGAGAUUUUCCGUUCGAAGAUCUUUCUGUGGCUAAAACAUAUGAUAGCAAUAGUCAGCUAUCACAGCCUGUAAUGCAACCAAUACACAAUCAUCAUCUGACAGUGAAGGGUACUGUUUCUGGUAGUAAAAUUAAGAAGAGGGUCGGGCUGUUCGGCAUAUUUAGUAGCAAUAAGAAGUUGAUCGAGGUGGGCAUAGCUUUGAAGAAUAAUGUGCCCGGAUAUGGUGAUGGUGCGAAGGAGGACUGUAGCGAUCUACCACCGAAUCAACGCAAGAAAAGACUUCAACAAAGGUUGGACGAAAUUCAAGCAAAAAUUCAACAAGAGACUGCGGCAAGGGAUGGUUUGAUGAAGAUGAAAGGGGUAUACGAGCAAAAUCCUGCAUUAGGCGAUCCAAUGAGCAUAGAAGGACAGUUGAAUCAAUCUAGCAACAAACUGGAUAAACUCGGUGCAGAAUUGGCAAAAUUCCAAGGUUAUCUCGAAGAAGCAAUGCGCGCCGGUGUCAGUUUAUCCAGUCCCAGUCAAGCACCACGAAAACCAACUAGUAAUGGUUCCGCAACAAGACCGCUGAGUUCAAGAAGAUCCAGUCAUUCGGGAGGAGAGGAAAGUCUUUCAAGAUCAGCAUCUGAUUCCAGCGUAAGCAAUGCGAAUGCUAAUCAACCGAUACAUAAGAAAAGUGCUCCGGGUACACCGCAACCGACACAUGGACCAAUUAGACACGCUUUUCGCUUUACGGUACUGAUGCACAGUUCCACGAAUAGCCCGGAAUCUGGUCUUGGAGAAUCGAGGACAUCCCUUCCUGGUAGUGGUGGCGAAGAAUAUUAUGUUGAUGAAAUUGAUGCUCAACCACCGUUAGGAACAUGUAGGGCUCUUUAUCCUUUCGAUGCAACUAGCGAAGGUUCUAUACCAAUGUAUGAUGGAGAAGAAUUAUAUAUGAUUGAAUUAGAUCAAGGAGAUGGAUGGACGCGUGUACGUCGUAUUUCACAACCAAUCGAAGGCUUUGUACCUACAUCUUACAUAGAGUGUCAUCUCUAUAAUACUUAGCCAUUUCUUUUAGGACGUUAAACAAUUGAGAAGUGGGGAAAUUUUAAGAUUAUUUAUGCUAUUAGUUCAAUACGAUAUACUGAACGAUUAAAAAUAGCAAUUCAUGAAAAUUAGAGGUUCUAUGUUGAGGAUUUGGUGUUGAUUGAAUGGCACUAGUUUUCAGGAUGUAUUCUGGUCAAAUCAUGGGUCUAAUCCCAUAAAAAUGUCACUGAUAUAAGUGAAAAUUAAUAUGUGCCAAUACUUUGAUUUUUGGGAGAAAAUCUCAUGACUUGUUAAAGAUUCAGUCAAUUGUUCACCAACAUACCUCUUUUUAGCUUCUCUCAAGUUUAUUAAACGAGAAAGAACAAAGAGAAAAUAAGUUUCAUUUUUAAUAUCUAAUUUCUUUUAUACAAAAGUGAUCAAGACGUUCAACUCUCUUAAAUAUUAAAUAUAGUAAGAAUAGUAAGAUCCUUCAACUAUUUAGAAUGCUGUUAUGCCCAAUCAUUUUAAAGAAAUUUUGUCAUACACGUACGAAAUACAAUACAUUUUUCUAAGAGAAAGCACCCUGAUCACUUGGAUGAUUAAAAAUAUGUUUUUAUAAUUUAGAUAUGCACAAGUGAACAAUUUGCAACUUCAUUAUUGAAAGUAUAAUAAAAGUAAUAAAUAUCUGUCGUAUAAUACACAUACACAAAUACAUAUAUGUAUAACAUAUGCUCCGCCUACAUGUCACGGAUAAAAUUACGAUUGUUGUAAUGACAUGAAGAUAUAUGUAUUUUUUUUUUUUUAUUAUUAAUUUUGUUGUAAAGCAGGCAACUCACGAAUAGAUUCACACUAUCUCCGCUGAAGUUCAAGAAACUAUUCAAUUUCAAUGCUUUUAGAAUAAAUUUUUAUCUAAAUGAUUUAUAUAUAAAUAUUACAAAAAAUGUUUAUUUGUUUUAAUAUAUCAAUAUUUGUUUCUUGCUUUUGCCGAUGAUAGGAAAGUGAUGUCGCUUCUUUACAAUUAUUUUUGAGUCGUUUUUUGACUUUUAUUGUUAUAUAAGUAUAUUAAUUGAUGUUAGUAUUUUUUUUUUUAAUGCAACUAGAAGGUGAUUAGGUGGUGCUCUGUACAGCAAGUAGAUUCCGAGUAUUGAUCGGCUAAGUUUUGUUUAUGAUAUUGCCUGGAUGUGAAUUUAGUUAAGAUAUAUUGUGUACAUAUUGCAAGGGAUAUGGGAGGAGAAACGAAAUGUAUGGUACGUGUGUGAGUGCCAGGUUCGAUACGUAUCGUGCGAAGUGAUGAAUUUAUUUCCAUUGCAUAUAAAUACGAAAUAGUGACGUUGAAUUAUUAUUUUUUUUUCUCCCCUUUUUUCUUAUAAAUAUAAAAAAAACGUCUCUAUUUCGGCAUUUUUGGAAAAAAUUCUUAGCUUCUCAGUUACAAAAAGCUAGAUUCGUCCUAGAUUCGAUUGCGAUGUAUCAAAAUCGUGUAGUCGUAUAUAUGCUCGCGUAUUAAAAAUAUGUAUAUGUAUAUAUAUAUAAAAUCUAUAAUCACUCAUUAAAGUAUAGCCUCGAUAUAUAAGGUACGAAAGUACAUAAAUUAAAUAACAUCAAUAGCCUUCUUCUCAGCCGCAAUUGUUGCCUAUUCGGUGUAAUUUCUUUGACUCUUUAACAUACAAUUUUAACUGUAAGUUUUGCUGCAUUUUGCAAUCGAUCGUAAACAUGCGCCUCGUGUUUUCACGAUUUUUUAUAAUUUAUCCUUAAUCGUCAAAGAAUAAGCAUCGAUAACUUUUAGAUUUUGCGAGAAUCAGCAGUAUUUUCGCAUGCGGUCUUUGAUGUUGAUAGAAAAUUAAUCGCAAUAAUUUUUGCCCAUUGAUAGGCUGUAUCACUUUAUGAAAGUGAAAAGAGAAAAUCAUUAGAUAACGAUGAAAAGAAAAAAGAACGAUAUCCUUACGUCUACCUUAAUUUUUAACAUUCAACUGCGUCCAUUCUAUGUAUAUUUUGUGAUUUUAUAUCCAUGAACAAGUAUUGUAGAUAAUUAACUCCGUGACUCAUUAUACGUUUAAUUAUUAUUAUUAUUAUUAUUAUUAUUAUUAUUAUUAUUAUUAUUAUUAAUAUUGAAAAAAUAUAACUACUAAACCAAUAUAACGUAAUAAACAUUUUUUUUAUAAUAUUAAUAUGCAAAUCCAACAUAUCCGUUUUAUUAUUCUUUUUUAUAUUUUUUUCAAUCAUUAAAAGGAAAGUGAAUUAGAGGGAAAAGCAAAGAAGAAAUGUAUUUCUUAAAGUAUAUUAUAACGUUUCGCGGACAAUUGACUAGAUCAGAAAUACAGAGCAAUACAUUCUGAUACUUGUUGUGCAUAUACAUAGAACUACAUUACAAUUAGUAUAUAAUACAAUUUAAUACAUUUUACAUAUUGUUUAUAUAAAUUAAAUACAAUCGUUCUUGUAAAAUUCUUGCACGUAUCUAAGCAAAAAAAGAAAAAAAAAUCAUGAAAUUUUGUAUAUUAUAAACAGUAUACUGAAUUUAUAUGUUUUAUUUUCUUCUCUUUCUCUUCAAUGCUUUUAUAAAAUUAAAAUUUAUGGCGAAGAUGUUAGCAUUAGAUCGCCUAUAAAUUGGCAGUCGUACGAUUUAUUAUACAAUAUGUACGUCGCAAUAUGUCAAGUCCACGCAUAAAAAAUAAUAAAACAUAUCUUAAAUAUACAGGAUACUUAUUUGGAGUUAGUAAAAAUAUAGUAGUAAAUCGAAUCGACAGCUCGCAAUGUUAUAUGUACUUACAUGGAUCACAGCAUUGCGUGGGCCAAAUGAGCGAGCAGCAGAAUAACAUCUAAAAAAAUCCACACGGUACAAAACGAGAGUAAAAGAAAUGACAAUCGAUCGCUAUCCACGAGAUCAAUAAAAAAAGUUCCAGGUACGCGGCAAAUCUAUCUUUAAGUACAGAUUAUGAAAAUCAUCAAUUAAAGAAAUAUAUACUAUUUUCUGAUCAUUUUUGCCGCUUAUCGUCACACCUGUUAUCGCUCAGUCGUAUGAUAUUUUAUUACUGUACAAAAUACUUGCUUUUGUUCUUAAUUCACUUAACAAUAUGUUAGCGAACUUUCGAACAAUUUCAGUCAAUAAUAAUGGAAGCAAACUACGUCCAAAUUGGACGAUUAUUCGACGAUUAACUGCUUUGGCAGAUUUUAUUGUUUUCUUUGAGCUAUAGAUUCAUUUCAAAUAGUAAGAUCUUCCCAUUCUUCAACUUGUCGAGGCGUUAAUUCAAUUUUAAUUCGGGUCAAAGUACUGAGUAAAUCGUGCAUCCUUGCUGUUAACGGGUUGGCUUGAAGAUCAAUAAAUUCUAACGCAGGAGCAUGCCUGAGUCUUUCGAUAUCUAUGUCUAAAAAAUGGAAAGUAUCGAAAUUAUAAUAUUAUUAUGGAUUAUUUGAACAUUUCUUAUAUAAUAUAAAAACUUAAGAUUUACCAAUGAUGGAAUUGUUGUUGGCAAGGAGCCGCUUAAGUUGCGGUAUCCGACAUGUAACGGGUGGCAAAGCAAUAAAAGUAUUAUGUGAAAUGUCCAACCUUUCUAAUGCUUGUAAUUCAGCAAGUUCCUCUGGUAGUUUGCUCAUUUGAUUAUGACUCAGGUUCAAGUCUAGAAACGAUUACGUGUUUGAAUUUGUAUUACAGUGAUACCUUUCAGCUAAUAAAUAAAAAAAAAAAAUAAAUAAAAUUUUUUCAAAUAAUUGAAAAUAAGAUUAUAAUAAAAAUGAUAGAACUUAUUAACAAAUAUAUAAUUCAAUAAUAAUUUGGUAUUAUUAUUAAUUAACUUACCAGUGAUCAAUGAAAAUUUGAUUGCAAAUUUUGGUGGAAUUUUUGUUAUUACAUUUCCAGAUAGAUUACAUCUUUUUAAUUCUGUAUGUCUCAUUAAAUGAUAAACUGCAUCAGGUACUUGCAUUAACUGGCAUUCAGAUAGAUCUGAAAAAAUAAAAUAUUAUAACAUUAAUAAGUAUUAUAUAAUAAUUUUGUUUAAGACAUGAAAAAAAAUUUAUUCAAAAUUUAUUUUUAGUAAAUUAAUUGACAUAUUAUAUAUAUAUUUUAAAAAUAUUAAUUUUUAUAAAUAAUAUGCUAUUAGAUACAUAUAUUUUAAUCACAUAGAACAUAGUGAUAUGUUCAAUUUUCAUAAUUGGAGCACAUUGUAUUCAUCCGUAUUGUGAUCUUGACAGAUCAGCUGUCGAACUGGGUCAGUGUAUCAAUAUUUCAUGAUAGAAUUUUGUUCACUUUUCAAAUAUUACCAUUGUUCGGUAAUCUUAAAAUUGUAUAUCAACUUCAAUUCAAUUCAUUAAGUAAAAACUGCACUCAAAAAACGGGAAAUUUUAAUAAAAGUACACAAUUUUUUAUAAAACCCGCGAUGCACCUGUAGCAGCAAAAACUAGGUCAUGAACUAGAUUAAAGUAUCUACAAUAAUAACUUAAUUUAAACAAACUAGACAAAUUUUUAUAAGAAUCAUAAUUUGAUUAGUUUAAUAAAGUAUUUUCUUAAAUAUAUAUAUUUUUUGACAAAUGAUUUACCAAGAUUGUUAGUUUCUUGUGCAUCUUCGCAGCGCAAGACUACUCUCGUGACGGCGUUCGCCAUCUUGCUGAGACAAACUGACUUAAGUUGGACGUUUCGCCACCUUAAUAUGAAACAUUUAUUUUCGACGAAUUUCAGAAAUAAAUAGUACUUGCUAAAUGAUUUUGGCAUUCAUUCUACUUUCAGAAAUUUAUACUGCGACAUAAUGACGUAGAAAUUGAAGACAAUAAUAUUCGUAAAAUACAUUUAAUAUAAUUUGAUAUUCUAAAUAACCAUAAAUUUUUAAUGAUCAAUUAAAUUUAUCAAUAUUUAAUUUGAAUUUUAAUAAGUAUCGAAAAAAUUUUAAAUAUAUUUCAGUAAUGUGAAAAUAGAUGCGGGAUACUCGCUUGUUUGGUAUUGCGCUAAAAUUUUUGUCGCCAUUUUUCAGGCGCCUGCGCAUUUAGUUUUAAUUUUGUCAAGUUUUUCUGUGAUUCGAGUUCAAUAUAUUUUUCGAUUUUAUAUUAUUCAAAACAUUUAUGUAAGAUUUAAAUUGAUUAAUUUUAUUGUUUAAAACAAUUGUAAAUAAAAUAUAAUCAUUGAUAUAAUAUAAAAUAAAAUAUUAUAUAUAUUUUUAUUAUAAUUUGAUGGAUAGAUACAGUACUCAAAUAAUUUGGACCAUAUAAUUUCAAUUGUAUUCUUUAAGCUGUGUUCACAAAAACAAAAUAUGCUCACGCACGAACAAUUUGCAACAUGUUCGGAUCGAUGAAUAGCUUAAGGAACAAAGACCGGAUAUGAUAGUUACGCAACACAAUGUUUAUCCAACCAAUUAUCUAUGCUAGAACCUGGAGUGAACAUUUCACUUUUAUUCGAAUUGAUGCACGAAUCACACUACCGUGAUGAGGAACACUACCACCUGUUACGUAUGCUUGUCUAACAUGGUGUAUUAACAUUAUAUAUUCUUAUAUAUUUAAUAAGUUAAUGUUAUAAUUUUUAUAUACUAUCGAAAAGCAAUUUCAUGUCAAUAAAAAUAAAAGAAAAUUUAGAAAUUAUUAAAUUCAAAAUACUUUUAAAAAAUUUAUUCAUGUUAAAUUUAAAUGAAUAUAAUUAAAAUUAAAAUUAAUUGAUAAUUCCUGAUAAUACAAUAUAGAUUGUAAUCAAUCAUUCGCAUAGAAAAAAAUAUUAUUAGCCUAGCAAAAAAUAUUUCUUCUCAAAGUUAACAAGUGUUAUUACAGAGACAUACAUUCGGACGUAGAAUAACUCCUUGAAUGUGGCUGCCAAGUGCCUCUCGCUCUCGUUUUCUCCGCUUCAAGACUUUCGCCAGUUACCGAUUAGAAAUCUUAUGUUUAUUUUUGACGGGUUAAUAAUAGUAUUUUUUAAUCAUGUUGCAGUGAAAAGGAAAAAAUUACUAAUAAACCGACACAAAAAAGUUCGAACAAAAUAAUUAACAAACAAAAGAAGAAUAAAAAGUCAAGAUUGAUCAUUCACAUAAGGAAAGAUCAAGUUAAGACAAAGCUGGAUGAAGCGACAUUAAGGAAGGUCUCAAAUCUAUCCAGGUGGACGGAUAAGGCAAGGACUGAGACCCGUUCUCUUUUCCAGAUUGAAUCAGGAAGCGAAUCGCGUGAUCCACUAUGAUGCUUUGAAAGCAAGCAUUGAUGUAGAAGAUAUCGAUUGAUUCCUUGAACUGUUUUAAAAUUCCUUCGCAACAAUAUCUACUUAAUUUGUCACGGUAGUCUGAAAAUCUAGCUCGUCAGUCGAAACAACGAAUCAAGGCCGGCCAGAAACACGUAUCAAGUUGCCAACUGUAUUAGUCCUCUAAUCGAACACAUUCUAAGGUCGUUUAAUGGCAUAUAUCUAUUAAUUUAAUUGCACGUAAUUUAUCUUCUCCCCUGGAGAUAUAACAAUUAAUUAUCUCCACAUGAAAUAAAUUCUUUAUGAGAAUCGAGAAUUAUGUUACCGGCGAAUUGAGAGUGAAUUAUAUCAGAAAAAUAAACCACUGUAUUAUAAGAAACCAACCAAAGUUUAAUUGGACUACGUAAGACUUGCGGUUCAUUUGUAAAUUGUUGUUGCAUGUUUACUUAUUUGAAGAAAAAUUUAAUGAAACCGAUUAAGAAAUAAUUGUCGAUCAAAUACAAGUUUAGAAGUGAUAAGGAAUCAAAGGAGAUGACGAAAAACGAUUAAUCUGAGUUAAGUUUUCACAAAAAGCAUAUUCAACUUUUGUAUUGUUCGAUAUCUUAUCUAAACUUUUAUCAUCCGUGACUAAAACUACGCAGUCCAUUAUACGGAUUGUUUUAUUUCAUGAACGUUCGUUAUUUUUUUCUUCGAUCGCAUAGUAGAUGCAAAUCCACAACGAAACACAAACUUUAGGGGAUAUAUAAUUGAAACAUAAAUAUUAUUCAACAAAUGUUUCAAUAUGUUUCUUUUCCCGAAUGAAAUCCUCAGCUGAGCGAAAGUGUAAUACCUCAAACGCGGAAAGAUAUCGUACUGUAGAAAGUACUAAACGCGAAGGAAACAAUUACGUUUGGCUAACCAGAUUUUAUCCAGUUUAUCGAUACAAUUUCGCUUAGUAGAAAAGAUGCAUCACUCAUAUACUUUCUUUAUUAUUCUUUUCUCACUUUUUUUUUAUCUUUAAAAGUAUAUGUUAUUUUCUUAAGAAAAAAUUAUAUUACUUUCUAUAAAUUUCUUUCUUAUUCAGCAAUUUUUGUUCAAUGUUCUUGGACCAACGAACAAAUCAAAAUUUUAAUGGUGUUAAAACGUUGAUGCAAUGAUAGAUUCGACCUACCUAGAUUACAAUUGUCCUGUGCCUCUUCGCACCGGGAAACUACCCUAAUUAUCGCCCGGCCCGCCAAUUGCACACAAACAGCCAUAGCCACGUUUCUCUCUCCUUGUUCCUGAGAAAUUUGUUCCAUAUCGUCUCCAUUGUACGCGGGUGGUCUCAUCUCUUCUGCUUUACUAUGUACGUCAAACGUGAAGAAUCUUGUGAAGUUUAAACGAAAGGAAAUAACUUGCUCUGAAUUCUGUCUAUUCGAACGAUCACUGAAUCUCUUCGAAGUUUUCCAAUUAUCGUCAAACUUUUUUCACAGUGAUGAAGAAGCACACGCUUUUACUGUUUCUUCUUCAAAGUUAUCAAUAGCACCCUCGAUUCUCUUCACCUCUUCUUCAAACAUCAAGAAACUAUCAUGUUUCGAGGCGCAAGCUUUGAUCAUACACAAGAGAAGAUUUGAAACGCACUUUUCCGACAAGGUAACUCUCUAAACUCUCGUAAAUUUAUCGUUUCUAGAGUGAAUCUUUAGCGUCGUUCUCGUUAUGUUUUAUUGAGGAAACAAUGAUAAAAAGUUGGCUUCAAGAACAUCGACGAAUCGAUCACGUCAUCAGACGAAAUCGUUAUUUUCCUCGAUCUUUCACAAAACCACGAGAUUUCCGCGAUUUUCUGUUUUUCCGCGUUCGAGAGUCUCUCAAAAGAUAGCGGGAAAAAGUAUCGCAAUGAGAGUAUAUUUGAGGUGACGCUGGCUGGCACUAAAGUGCAGAACUCCACGCGGUGCUAUUUAAGCCUUCGUCGCGGGGUCUCCCACCAAAGAUGCAUCUCGGAUCAGCUGACUACUUUGUUUCAACUCCCUCUCUUUGUUUGAAAACAACUGUAGAAACCACUACGCAUAUUCACCGCCAGGUGCACUCGGCCUGCAACCUGUCGAAAUUGGUGUUAGAGUUUUCACGAACGUGCGACUCAAGGUUCCCCGUUAACAGAGCGCGUGGUUUUGUUUCAGUGUCUCCUCGACGAAGAAGGAACAAGACAGGAAAAAAGAUAAAUGUGUUUUAAACAGCGAGAUCUUUUCGUGGAUCGACUGGUGGACCCCGACUUUUCCGCUUCUUAAGAGUCAAAUUGCGUUGAACGCGGCAUUGAAGUUCCUUCAGUACAGAAAUAGGCAGAUAAAUGCAACUACUCGAAGGUCUUCUACACGCCGCACAGACGGAGUAAAUCUGCGAGCAAGAUUGACGGAAACAGGAAGGGACCGUCGCAGGGAGAAGCGUAAUAUUCGACGCACAAGUUCUCGCGGAACGGGAUGACUCAUCUAAUUGCACGUUCUAUCGGGAUUGAGAUUCUUUUGAUCGUGGCUGCACUCGAAAGGGACCUAGAUUUCGUGCGUGUAAGUUUGGAAAGCGUCGGCAUGAUUUAUUUCCUGCCGACGAGCUCGAUUACGAGCUUCCAAAUUCUAUUUCUCUUUCGACUCUUUCGCCUUUUUUAAUUAAUUCCAAGUUUCUUUCAUCUAUAAUUCAUGACACGUUAGAAUGUCUAGAUAUCGUAGGAACAGUGGCGAUACAAUUUUUCAUUUUAUACUUACCAUACUUAUCCAUACGUCCGAAUCCUCUUAUGCAAUGAUAUCGGGUCGGUGGGAAAGUAAUGUCGGUUUCGUGAGUAUAGAAAUAAAUUAAUUUAUCAUUGUAUAUAUUUUUAUAUACAUUUUUCAAAUUAUUUGAAUAUUUUGUUAUAUAUAGUUUCUUAAUAAAUGUUUUUUUUGUGUAA
Messenger RNA from Apis cerana (Asiatic honeybee), 11080 nucleotides. RefSeq names its product formin-binding protein 1-like Cip4 (gene Cip4). Gene Ontology annotation, molecular function: protein binding. The record is from RefSeq and is a predicted model, not a curated record. Gene Ontology annotation, biological process: signal transduction. NCBI's taxonomy places the organism in Eukaryota, Metazoa, Arthropoda, Insecta, Hymenoptera, Apidae.